Pisolithus orientalis is the source of this 1890-nucleotide messenger RNA. RefSeq lists its product as uncharacterized. The record is from RefSeq and is a predicted model, not a curated record. The coding region runs from base 227 to 1855 and encodes 542 amino acids. The transcript is spliced from 3 exons. Lineage: Eukaryota; Fungi; Basidiomycota; Agaricomycetes; Boletales; Pisolithaceae.
UCUCUCAGCAGGUGACCAUCACAGCUCCUCUGCGCUCGUCGACUCGUAUCCUUGCUAAAGGUUCUCCUUCCUGGAUUACAGAGGCCCAAGCAAAAUUUACUCAUUUAAGCUUCGUCACGCUUCGUUCGUAAAAACUCGUUGAAUCGAGACGGCUACAACGAGUAGUACCAUUUCUGUACAACCCCCCACUGUCACCUUAGGAAGGUCGUAACUGCAGCGCGGACGCAUGAUGGACGAACUCGCUCAGGCCCGUACUGAGCUGGCGCAGUUGCAAUCCACCGAACGGGCGCUUGUCCAACAGCUCUUAGCUGUCCGGGUGGCUGUUGAGACUCAGAAAUGUAAAAUCAGCGAACUUGCUAAGGCACAACCCUCUCUGGUGGAUCGUCUUCCUAUCGAACUCGUCACGAGGAUAUUCAGUUUCGUGCUGAUGUGCAACAACGAGGACCCACGUCUUUUUUUGAAACUUUUGCGUAAACGAAGGAAGAUCUUGGCUAGGGUUUCACCGUUCUGGAGGGAGUUGGUCUGCAACACUCCCAGUUUCUGGAGCGAUGUCGGGUUGACACGUAGUUCCCGCCCUAAGUCGUUUCUGAGACGGCUGAAGAGGAGCCGUGAAUGUCCUCUCCACGUCACGAUCCUGAACGCGCCUGGCGGCAGUGAAAUGGACACAUUAUUGGACAUUCUUUUAGCCAGCACAAACCGUUGGCGUACCCUCCGUGUCCAAGGCAUUACGCAGAGCGUCUUGUCCGACCUUCUACACAAGUUCAGUCAGUUCGAAUUUCCCUGCCUCGAAGACGUUUCCAUAGACUUGCGUGGCUGCGACUAUCCACAAUUUCUUUCACCGGCACGCUCCCCUUCCCUUCGACAUCUGGACCUAUUACAGUUAAAUGGCACAGUGGACUUCUCGACAGCUACUACCACACUAACGACGCUCGGCCUGUCGAUUUCUGCAAUCCGCGAUCAGUUGUUCCUCACCGGUAUCGCUACCCAAUCGUUGACCACACUUACAUUCACCGACGUCACAUCGGACCGUGGUCAAGAUUGGUUCCUUGAACGGAAUAGUCUCCGCUUUCCACUUCUCCAGAGGCUUGUGCUGGACGCUAUUGAUCCCUAUAGGUUUAUGGACGCCGUUGUAGCUCCAAAGCUUGAAUAUAUUGAAUACAUUCACCACCCCGAUUCCGUCCCCGGUACAUUUGCACCAAAAUUUGGCCACGUCCGUCAUUUCACAUUCAAGUCAAGAAAUUCACUAUCUGGUGGGAUCCAUCUCAACGAGUCACAAGUACAAAUGCUCUGCCAGACUUUCUCUGGGGUACGCCAUGCAAGCUUGCCUGCCAGUCACAUUAACAACUUCUUCGCGGAUAUUUCGGCUUUUGAUGCCUCCGACCUACGCACACCAGUGGACAGCUGGGAAAACCUUGAACAACUGUCAUUGAUUUGCGACUGCCACGAUUGGGACUGGCAUAUCGACACUCUUGUUGAAUGGUUCACACCGCGCCAAAAAUUGGGUCGCCCGUCAUUGCAUGUGGAGGUUUCAGGUUCCCAGGAUGACUGGCAGAUGGCAAUAGAAGAUUUUUCCUACCUCUACAGCCAGUUGCGAGAUUGCUGUGUGUUGGAUUUCAAGGGCCUACGGUUGUCUCACACCUUGCGCCUGUCCACGGAUGGCGGUUUCUUACAUGUAAGGGUGGAUGACGAGAACAGCAUCGUUUUGAACAACUGGCGAGAAAUAUCCCUUGAAAAUCUGGAUCCUUUCUGGCUCGGACUCCUGAAUGAAAGGCAAUCUUUCUCCCAAACUGCCGAUGCAGGCGCGGUUGGAGAUCUCGUGGAAUUGUUGCUGAUAUUGGCACGUGCGUGUGAGUAGUUUAGUUGUUCAAUAUGAUACCCCAUUGGACCGCC